Messenger RNA from Lagopus leucura (white-tailed ptarmigan), 3209 nucleotides. It is a transcript of the gene G2E3, whose product is annotated as G2/M-phase specific E3 ubiquitin protein ligase. Gene Ontology annotation, cellular component: nucleus. The record is from RefSeq and is a predicted model, not a curated record. Gene Ontology annotation, molecular function: ubiquitin-protein transferase activity. The transcript is spliced from 15 exons. NCBI's taxonomy places the organism in Eukaryota, Metazoa, Chordata, Aves, Galliformes, Phasianidae. Bases 567 to 2780 code for a protein of 737 amino acids.
GUUUGCAUUGGUGAUAGCCCUGUCCCAAAUCAGCAGGCAGUUGGAACCAGUGGAGUAUUUUCAUACUAGGAAGUAAGGAAGGAAUAAAUAGUAGACUUACUUCUUUGUUUACUGUGGAAUUCAGUAUUUCUUUGAGACGAGGAUAUUAAUUUGUAGUUGUUACUGAACGACUUGAGACAAAUAAACAUGUUUGUAUUUAAAUAUAAAAAUCAAACUUAAUGAGUGAUGCAGCGGACGGAUCCCUGCCGCUGUAAACAGUCCUACAAGGAGCCUGCAAAGAUGCCUUUUCUCUCUAUACACUUGCUUCAGCAUCAGAUGCCUUAGCUGAGUAUUCACCCCCAUAAUGCAAAGGCUACCAGACAGUGCCCUGAGUGUUCUUACCUUCUCACCAAGGGAAGCUUCUUUAGCACAGAGUUAUUCUGUCUCUGGUAUUUUUGCUUCUAGCCGGUUUAACCCUUCGUGGAGUCAGGCCUUCCUUGUCUCUCUGACCAUCCUUUGAUCACAAAUUGCCAUUUCUGAGUUCCCCUUCAGUAUCUACUGUCCUUUAUCCUGUAAGCUGCUUGAGGAUGCAUGUGAUUAAAAGUGCUUGUGUUCUCUGUGGACGGACAGAUAACUGCCCUGAAAAGUAUGGAGAAAAAAGGACCUAUGUAGAAUAUAAUCUCACUGUUCAUAAUUACUGUUUGUUGAUGUCAAGUGGCAUUUGGCAGAGGGGGGAAGAAGAUGAAGGUAUAGAUGGAUUUUUGAUCGAAGAUAUUAGGAAAGAAGUUAACAGAGCUGCAAGACUGGUGUGUAAUAUCUGCAGGAAAAAGGGUGCUUCAAUUGGAUGUGUGGCUCCCAAAUGUAAGCGAAGUUACCAUUUUCCUUGUGGGUUACAAAAGGAAUGUGUUUUUCAGUUCAUGGAAGACUUCAGAUCUUACUGUUGGGAACAUAAACCAGUUCAAAUCUUUUCGGAUAAAGAAUCGAGAGAACCUUCACAGUGUACAAUAUGCCUGGAUUUGGUUGAACAUCUUCCACUGUACAGUGUGUUGAGAAGUCCUUGUUGUAAAAAUACUUGGUUUCAUCGAGAAUGCUUGCAGUAUCAAGCUUUGAGUGCUGGGAUAUUUUUCUUUAGGUGUGCAGUAUGUAAUAACAAGGAUAAAUUUCAGAAAGAAAUGUUGAGAAUGGGCAUACACAUUCCAGAGAAGGAUGCAUCUUGGGAACUUGAGGACAAUGCUUAUCAAGACCUACUGCAGUGUUAUCAGCACUGUGACAUUAGAAGAUGUCUCUGCAAGAAUGGAAGAGACUAUAACAAACCUGAUAGUAAGUGGGAAAUAAAGCGUUGUCAGUCUUGUGGUUCCCGUGGAACUCACUUGGCCUGUUCAUCCAUUAAAUCAUGGGAGCAAAACUGGGACUGUGUGGAAUGCAGAAGCAUCUUUGCAAAAGGGAAAUACAGCAAAGGGAAAAAGCAUUCUUUGGCUCCCUCAGAAAAGAUGGAUGGGACAGCUUGUUUGCUGGAAGAGCCAUCUCCAAAGCUCCCUCGGCAGUCACCUGGAUCUCAACACAACCGUCUUCUCCAAUCACCAAAGAUAAUGUGCCAGAACCACUUGUCACCCUGCUCACUCCUAGAACUUCCAACAUCCAAUAGAGUGGCAAUGUCCUUAUCUCCACUGAUGUCAAACAGGAACCGCUCCCUAAGGAAAAAGCAUUUAAGAGUGCAAAGAAAGGAAGCUUCUAAUGUACUGAAGGAGUUAAAGCAUCAAAUUAAUACAAAAACUACAAGGCUUAACAUCAAUACAGAAAAUGUCUGGAAGAGUGCUUUAAAAGGAUUUAGACAGCGUAACUUCAGACCUACAAACACCAUUGAAGUGAAGUUCACAAACUGCAAAAACAGUAUAAAAGCAGAUUCUUUUACUAGCUCAAAACAUCUUUUCUUCCAGCUACUAAUGCUUCAUAUUCAGAAUUCAUCAUUGUUUGAGGGCUCUUCUGCAAAGAACUUGUCGGUUGACCCUCAAGCUCUAAAAGAGAACCUGUAUUUUGAAGCUGGCAAAAUGAUUGCAGUUUCUCUAGUUCAUGGUGGCCCAUCUCCUGGUUUCUUUUCCAAAGUAUUGUUUGAUUGUCUUGUCUAUGGUCCAGAGAAUGUGAAGCCAAACUUGGAUGAUGUUGCUGAUGCUGGUGUAGCACAGACAAUAAAUAAGAUAAAAUAUUCAGAGACUCUGUCCAGCCUACAGUCAACCAUGCAUGACUGCCAUGACUUCCUUGCUGCUGCUGGAUGUUUAAGACCUAUAACAGCUUUGCAUGAUAAGGAUAUGCUUGUGAAUGACUUACUGAUACAUCAUGUAAUCAAGAGAAUUACUUCACCUUUGGAAAGUUUUAGGCAAGGUUUGAAAACUCUUGGUGUGCUAGAGAAAAUGGAAAUGCAUCCGGAUGCUUUUUCUAGCUUAUUUUGCCACAAACCUGAAAACCUUUCUGCAGAAGCUCUCUGUGAUCUCUUUACAAUCCAUCACUCACCAGAUGUAAACGAAAUUGGAGGUGCUGAUUUUUGGAUGGGUUAUUUGCAAGAUGUGGAAAGUGGUGAGUCUGUAGUGACAUUACAGGAUAUUCUAUUCUUCGUAACUGGUUGUUCUUCUAUACCGCCUAUUGGUUUUGAUCCUGAACCUACUAUUAAAUUUCUGCCUGUACAUUAUCCCGUUGGAAACAGACUCUUAAAUUGCUUAGAACUCCCAAUAACAAGGACAUAUGAGAAUUUUAAAAAUAAAAUGGAACUCACUAUCAGAAACACAUUAAGAGGCGAGAGAGAAUAAAUAUUUUUGCUACUAAACCAAUCAUUGGAAACUUCAGCUUUCUGUGGGAGUGUCUGCUGGCAAGAUGCCUUCAUGUUUUGAUGGUAUGCUGUCUUUUACCAUUUGUCCUCCAAAGAUAUGCUGAAAGAAGUACUAAUCUUGUAAAAUGGAAAACUGUUUUCAGAUACAAGUCAGUUGGUUUGGGUGUUGUUGUUUUUCAAUCAUUUCCUUAAUUAGAAAUUGGUUUUUCCAGCCAGCAGUCUUAUUUAGAAUGGGUAUUUUUGUUCUAGACAUACAUGGGAUGUUACCAAAUUCUGGAGCAUUUUAGCAAUUUCCUAAAAGUAAAUGGAUUGUAUACACACACUUUUCUUUCAGUCAAAGCAGUUGUUUUUUUUUUUUUUUAAAGGUAACUGCUGUAGAGCUUUGUCUUGAGUAAAACUGAGUGCUUCA